AUGUCGUCACUCACGUCCGUGGAAUUGAAUUUUCUGAUUUUCCGGUAUCUUCAGGAAUCAGGGUUUACACACGCUGCAUUCACACUAGGUUACGAGGCAGGGAUUAACAAAUCCAACAUUGAUGGGAACAUGGUUCCACCUGGCGCUCUUAUCAAAUUCGUUCAAAAGGGACUCCAAUACAUGGAGAUGGAAGCUAAUUUGAACAAUGGAGAGAUGGAGAUGGAGGAAGAUUUCUCAUUCUUUCAACCGUUGGAUCUGAUCUCAAAGGAUGUAAAGGAACUGCAGGAGAUGCUGAAGGAAAGGAAGAAGAAAGAGAGGGAUAAGGAGAAGGAGAGAUCCAAAGAGAACGACAAGGAGCUUGAGCGAGAGCACGAAGGAGAUCGCAACAACAGAGUGAAGGAAAAGGAUAGGCAUGAGAAGCAGAAGGAGCGAGAGAGGGAGAGGGAGAAGGUGGAAAGAGAGAAGGAGAGGGAAAGAGAGAAGAUGGAACGUGAAAAGGAACGGGAGAGGGAGAAGAUGGAGCGAGAAACGUUCGAUAGGGAGAGGGAGAGAGUGAAACUAGAGAGGGAGAGAGAGAUGAGGGAGAGGGAGAAGAUUGAGAGAGAGAAAGCACAUGAGAAGCAGAGUGGAGAUGGUGACAGGGAGAUGCUUAUUGACCAAACCGACAAAGAAAACGCUGCGGAGGAAGAGCGUUCUACAGAACCUAUGGAUAUCACGAUGACUACAGCAUCUCAACCAUCUCAUAUUCCUAAUUCUGAUGUGAGAAUCUUGGAAGGGCAUACUUCUGAGGUUUGUGCUUGCGCAUGGAGUCCAUCGGCUUCACUUCUUGCAUCAGGGUCUGGUGAUGCAACAGCACGUAUCUGGAGUAUCCCGGAAAGCUCAUUCAAAUCUGGUGCUGGUCGUAACAUCAACGCUUUGAUCCUGAAGCAUGCAAAUGGAAAGUCUAACGAGAAGAGCAAGGAUGUGACCACUCUUGACUGGAAUGGUGAAGGGACUUUACUUGCAACAGGUUCAUGUGAUGGCCAAGCAAGAAUCUGGACUACAACUGGUGAACUGAUAAGUACGCUGAGCAAACACAAGGGACCUAUUUUCUCCCUAAAGUGGAACAAGAAGGGAGAUUAUCUGCUAACUGGAAGUGUCGAUAAAACUGCUGUUGUUUGGGACGUCAAGGCAGAGGAGUGGAAACAACAAUUUGAAUUUCAUAACGGUCCAACGCUUGAUGUUGACUGGCGCAACAAUGUGUCUUUUGCAACGAGUUCCACCGACAGCAUGAUCUACUUAUGUAAGAUUGGAGAAACCCGACCUGUCCGAAUCUUUGCUGGCCAUCAGGGUGAGGUUAACUGCGUGAAAUGGGAUCCUACUGGUUCAUUACUAGCCUCCUGCUCCGAUGAUAGUACUGCUAAGAUAUGGAACAUAAAGCAAAACACCUAUGUUCAUGACCUCAGAGAGCAUACUAAGGAAAUUUAUACAAUCAGAUGGAGUCCUACGGGGGCAGGAACUAACAAUCCUAACAAACAGCUGACUCUCGCGAGUGCAUCAUUUGACUCAACAGUAAAGCUAUGGGACGCAGAACUAGGGAAGAUGCUAUGUAGUUUCAACGGUCACAGGGAACCGGUUUACUCGCUGGCGUUUAGUCCAAACGGGGAGUACAUAGCGAGUGGGUCUUUGGACAAGUCGAUACACAUUUGGUCGAUAAAAGAAGGCAAAAUCAUGAAGACGUACACAGGAAACGGAGGCAUUUUCGAAGUGUGCUGGAACAAGGAAGGCAACAAAAUCGCAGCUUGUUUCGCUGAUAACUCGGUCUGUGUUCUUGAUUUCAGAAUGUAG
This is a messenger RNA of Microthlaspi erraticum, 1827 nucleotides long. The record is from the annotation of a GenBank genome assembly. NCBI's taxonomy places the organism in Eukaryota, Viridiplantae, Streptophyta, Magnoliopsida, Brassicales, Brassicaceae.